AUGGAGUACGUCGACAAGAGCCCGCGAGCGCGCAAGGACAGGCCGCCCGCGCUCGCCAUCCAGCACUCCAGUCCCCACCAGCAAAAGAUAGUGACGCCGGACGAGGUGCAGCAGCCGUCUGCCAUCUCGCGCUCGACGUCCGCCAGCUCGUCGCUCGACCCGUAUUAUUUCCAGAACCACUCGACGGACAACAUCUCGCCCGCCCCGCCGCUCCCGGUGGUGCCUCAGGAACCGCGCACGCCCGACGCCCGCGGCACAUCGACCUUCCAGCCCACAACGCCCCACCGCGACCCGGCGACAAUUGACCGCGGUGCCUUGCACGGUCUGGGCGAACUCGCGACGCCGCGCUGGACACGGCGGAACAGGGACGAGGACGAGGAGCAGUAUUCUCAGGACUUGAGCGUCGUGCACGAGUCGCCUGGCCAGGACGAGCCGCAGCAGGACGAGGCGGACAUUGCCGAACAGGAUGCGCCCGACAGUCCGUGGACGAUCGAGGCCAUCGACGGCGAGGGCGACGAGAACGCAGACGACAUCCCUACCACCGACCACCAACUGCACCACAAGCGCUCCAUCGCAGACGACAGCGGCGCUGAAGAAAUUGUUUAUCCGCGUUCUCUACCUGUAGCUGCUCCGCCUCUGCCGCCGCCACCUGGCACACCCUCUCGCGCUCCGCCAACAGUACCGCCUGCUUUCCUGUCUCCCAUGCGUCACGCAAAGAAACGCUCCUCUGACGACUUUGAGCGCGAGCAUCCCAUUCCCGUCAAACAUUCUCGCAGUCCGUCUGACACCAACAAGACGCCUGCAAAGGACAAGGAUAUCGGGGCUCGCAAACAUCGCAGUCUAGGCGCAGCGGCCGUUCUCAGUCCGCCUGCCGUAUCUGCUUCUAGCCGCGAGAAGGGCCGCGAGCGCCGUCGCGAAAGCGCCAGCACAUCGGGCCUCCCACCAGCAGCCGCCAGCAAAGAUCGUCACGCCCGUCACCCGUCCGCUGGCAGUGUCUCUUCUCCGCGCGCCCACGGUCAUAGCGCAACCGGCGACUUUAGCCACCUCCCACCUUCUCCCUCUCAGUCCAGCAUUCAACACUUCUUGCGACACGUCAAUUCAGCUGGCCAGAUCACCAACUCACCGCCCGGAUCUGCAAAGGACCCAGUCCACGUCGCUCACUCUCUUCUUCGUGGCACCCAAGAAAGCUCCAGCGAUCUUGACGCGGAGGCCCUACGCCGACUCGAUGGACUUGGUGGUAAGCGUGGCAGUCGUGCUAGUAUAGCCAGUCGCCCUGGUACACCCGCCCGCGCCAAGGAUCGCGAUAGCGCCCAGUGGGAAGGCGUGGGUAGCGACAAAGGCUCGCGCCGCUCUUCUACCCACCACGAUGUUUCUUCUGGUGCGGAUGACAACGGAAAGCGUCAUACCGCCCGGCUCAGCACCGGUUUCGCGCCAAAGCGAGGCUCGGCGGGAAGCACUACAUACACCAGCGCGAGUGGCAGCGUUGGUACUCCGACUACAACUGCUUCUUCUCGUGACAGCACUAGCUUGAGCGCUGCCACGAGUGUCACGAGUAUGAGCACUGGUACACCGAAGCGCGGUGCUAAGCGCAAUUCUGGCGGGAGCGAUGCUAGCGGUCUCGAGGAUGACGAGCAUCACGGGAGGGAGCAGGGGGUCCCACCUGUACCUCCGCUUCCGAAGGACUUGGCUCUCCGCUCUCCUCCACCAAGCUCGCACAGUGGUACCUUCGACCCUUACGCACCCCAAGUUCCCCGCAGACUUCACGGCGAUCCCGCAGCGAGCUCUGUUCCACCGUCGGCAUCGACCGACGCCGCGUUCUCAACCAUAUCUUCGGAGCCUGUGUUUACGCCUAAUGAGCCCGAGGCGGAUGAUGGCGAUAGUCCUGUAGCUGUUACAACGGACGCAUACGCCGUGACGACGGAUGCAGAGGAGUACACACAUGCUCUUACCACGGACGCCGAGUACACCAGCAGCUCGAGCCAGCAGAUCACCUCCCAUCACCCUCGCCGCGCAGCGAGUCCUCCCCGCCGCAUCGCCAGCCCACCACACCGCACCGCCAGCCCGCCCACUCUCCGACGCCGCGCAACGAGUCCGCCCGCUGCCUCUGCGACGAUCUCCACUCGCACACCCAGCAAGAAAUGGAGUUUCACCGGCGGCUUUGGCAAACGCCCCUCGCAAGCUCAUACGGCGACAUCACCCGCGCACUCGACCGGACCUGUGUCGAGUGUCUCUGCUGGUAGCAAAGGCAGCCCGCUCAGCGGCGGCGGAUCCGCGAGCCCACGCACCGCGACAUUCCCUGCGCAAUCUAGGCGCUCAGAAAGCCGGGACCGGUCCACGGAACCGUGGGGCUCUCUCCAGCCCGAUGCGAUGGGCAGCGCAGCCUCGCUCUCCUCUCUCGCGUCGAGCAACCAGCAACACCACCACUUGCCCGCGCGUACGCCCGACAGGCAUUUGUCGGUGCAGUCCGGCUCGUCGAGGCCGCCUACGGCUGAGGCUUCUGGACCUAUGAGCCCGGGCGGGAGCGUGAGGAGGGGCGCGAGCAAGCGGUUGACGCCGAGCUCUAUUCCGUUCUUUAGGAGGAGCAGCAGUCAGAGUAUGGCUCCGCCCCCGCCUUCGUCCUCUUCGCACGGUUCGACGCUCGAGGCACACGGUCGUUCCGAUCGGGAGAGGGAUAGAACGAGCCCGGGCAUCGACUCGAGCGUCUCGACACCCGGACCGGCUGCGAGCAAGAAGAGCAGCAUGCUCAGCCUCGGCGCAUUGUUGAAAGGCUCGAGCUCGCGCCGGAAUCUGGCGGAUAACAGCCAGACGGAUUACCGGUCUGAUAGGGCGGAGAGGGGCACGGAUCGGGAGAAUGUGAGCGGGUUCGGAGGCGGGAUUGGCGGGAGGAGGGACAGGGAGCGCGAGAGGGAGAAAGGGAAGGAGCGCGAGAGGCGGGUUGAGGGCGAGGGCGAGAGCACGUCGAGGACGCCGAGGAAGAAGGACGAUAAGGAUGCGAAGGAGAGGAGCGAGAGUCGGAUUAGCGUGUUGAUGCGCCGUAGGGGCAAGACCGUCUCGUCGACCGACCCGAAGAAGGCGCAUCCGGUCUCGCUCCCGCCGAUGCAGAUGUCCGCGCUUCCGCCCUCGACGACUCAGCGGCUGGCUACGCUCUCGAAGCCCGGCUCUCAGGCAUCUCUUGGUUCUGGCUCGAGUACGGCGUCUACGCCCUCGCGUAGUGUCUCGGGCCAGGGCGUCUCCCGCGUUACGCAGCCGACGGCGAGCAGUCUGCAGCGCGCGGCUGAGCGCCAGGCUGAUGCGCACAGCUUGGCGCGGUCAAGCGAUACCAGCUUGCGCUCCCGUGGUGCCGCUCUACCCACUAUUGCCGGCUCACCGUCUGUCGGGACGAUCACGAAGAACGGCGAGGCUGCUGCGGGGACCAAGAUCCCGCGUAUCCACAGUCGGACGAGCACCGUCACCAGUCCCGCGCUGAGCAAGAGCACGCGGAGGCAGAGUCUACUCGUCGCAAGCACCACCGGCACAUCGUCCAACGAGCCUAGUCCGACGCCAGCAUCCGAGUUUGGCGUGUUGGAUUCUCAGGGCGCAUCACCGACGAAGGGUUCUGGUUCGACGCUCACUGCUUCGUCCCGCGUGCGUGCAUCACCGAGCAGCACGAGCAAUGGUUCUGCCGCGGCCCGACCACGGCCCAGUGGGAGUGGAGGCGGUAGUGGUAUCCCGACGAGCGUGCGGAAGAACCGCGAGUCGUUGAGCUUUGGCGGGUUGCGGAAGAGCAGUACGAGCUCGGUCGCGAGUGUUACUGCCAGCGACGCGAGCCACGCUGGUGGCCACAGUACCGCGAAGGAGGCGCAUGCCCAUGCGACGCCCAGCCAUGGUCAUCGGUUCAGUGCGCUCAGCCCGAGUAAGGGUCUGAAGUUGCUGUCGCCGAAGGUGCGCGGGAGCUCGACGCCAAGUCGCUCAAGUAUGGCUGCGAGCAUGAGCACGCCGAGUCCGCCGCCUGCUGUAGAUGCCGAGGAGGUCGCGGGCGACGAGGAGAUGUUGCAGUAUAUCAAGCGUCAGCAGGCGAAGAAGCUGGCGCAUGGCGCGUCGCAGGAGGAGUUGGAUGAGCUGUUGAAGUUCCCUGAGCCGACGCCGCCGGUGCAGGCUAUGAACCCGUCUUCCAUCCUGAAGGGCUCCCAGCGCAGCCAGCUGAGUGAGUACGAGCAGCAAGAAAUCCUCGAGUAUUCCUCUGCGUACUUCCUCGGUGGAAGCGGGAAGAAGCCCGCGCAUCCCGAUCGGCCGACGAAUAACUUCGGCUACGACGACGACCGGGGCGAUUACCUCGUUGUGGAUGGGGACCAUCUGGCAUAUCGGUAUGAGGUUAUCGGUACGCUCGGGAAGGGCUCGUUCGGGCAGGUGCUCUCGUGUCGGGAUCACUGUACGGGCCAGAUGGUGGCGAUCAAGAUUAUCCGGAAUAAGAAGCGGUUCCAUCACCAGGCGCUGGUCGAGAUCAAGAUACUGGAUAAUCUGCGCAAAUGGGACGCGGAGGAGAAGCACCACGUUAUCAAGAUGACCGAGCACUUCUAUUUCCGGAAUCACCUUUGCAUCGCGAUGGAGCUGCUCAGCAUCAACCUGUACGAGCUGAUCAAGGCGAACGGCUUCGUCGGCUUCACAACCGCGCUCAUCCGCCGCUUCACAAGCCAAAUGCUACUCUCACUCGUCCUCAUGCGUCACCAUCGGAUCGUCCACUGCGACCUGAAGCCCGAAAACGUCCUGCUGCGGCAUCCGGCAAAGAGCGCUAUCAAGGUCAUCGACUUCGGCAGCUCGUGCUUCGAGCAUGAGAAGAUCUACACGUACAUCCAGUCGCGCUUCUACCGCUCUCCAGAAGUCAUCCUCGGCAUGAACUACCAUAUGGCCAUCGACAUGUGGUCGCUCGGUUGCAUCCUGGCUGAGCUCAAGACCGGGUUCCCCAUCUUCCCUGGUGAGAACGAGCAGGAGCAGUUGGCGUGCAUCAUGGAGGUCCUUGGCGUGCCGGACAAGGACUUUGUCGCGCGUUCAUCUCGCAAGCGGUUGUUCUUUGACUCGACUGGCGCGCCUCGCCCCGUUGUCAACUCGAAGGGUCGCCGUCGUCGGCCCGGCACGAAGCAGCUCGCUCAGGUUCUCCGCACGGACGACGAUCUGUUCGUAGACUUCAUCGCGAAGUGCCUUGUCUGGGAUCCCGAGCGCCGAAUCAAGCCUCAGGCCGCGCUCAAGCAUCCGUUCAUGCUUGCUGGGAAGCACACUCCAUCUUCCAUCCCGCAGACGCCGUCGCGCGGCCUUUCGACGCCCAGCAGCAAGAACACGAGCUCGUCGUCUCUUGUCAGCAGCUCACGUAAGAGCGCUGCUGCCACAGAGACGCCGAAGAAGAGCUUGAUCAGCGCACCAGCGCCGCUCAGCGCCAGGAGGACGACAAGCUCGAACGUCACGGGUACACCUAGCGCUAGCGGGAGCAGCACGCUCAGCUCGAGCCGGUCAUAUCGCGCUUCGGGCACUGCUGCUAGCUCAUCGGGUUACCACUCGAGCAGGACGCUCAACGGGUUCACUGUGCGAUAG
This is a messenger RNA of Peniophora sp. CBMAI 1063, 5562 nucleotides long. NCBI's taxonomy places the organism in Eukaryota, Fungi, Basidiomycota, Agaricomycetes, Russulales, Peniophoraceae. The record is from the annotation of a GenBank genome assembly.